Messenger RNA from Hemibagrus wyckioides, 2188 nucleotides. Its product is annotated as ATP-sensitive inward rectifier potassium channel 1-like. The transcript has 2 exons. Gene Ontology annotation, biological process: regulation of monoatomic ion transmembrane transport; potassium ion import across plasma membrane. Gene Ontology annotation, cellular component: plasma membrane. The record is from RefSeq and is a predicted model, not a curated record. The coding region runs from base 150 to 1271 and encodes 373 amino acids. Gene Ontology annotation, molecular function: ATP-activated inward rectifier potassium channel activity. Lineage: Eukaryota; Metazoa; Chordata; Actinopteri; Siluriformes; Bagridae.
CGCCAAAGUCAGGUGUACUAGUAAAAGAGCGUCAGACACGAUCCAAGAUUUUAGAAAGAGAGUGAGCAGGGACUGUCAUGAAUUAACAACAUAAGGGAAAAAAAGAAGGAGAGAAAGUACAGGCUUGUGGACUUGAGGGAUCACCGAAAAUGACACGCACCUUACCACAGUUGCUCAGAGAAUACCUGGAUAAGCGCAAGAUUCACAAAAACCGCUUGGUGACCAAAGACGGCCACUGCAACAUUGCAUAUGGCGGUGUGAAACAAAGCCAAACUUUCAUCUACUUCCUAGAUUUCUGGACCACCUUAAUGGAAAUGCGCUGGCGUUUUGUCAUCUUUCUCUUCGGAGCCUCCUUUGUAUUUGGCUGGUUCAUCUUCGGACUACUCUGGUAUUGGGCUGCUUUUGCUAACGGUGACCUAACCUGGCAAAACCCACCUGCUGGCCAUAAACCUUGUGUAGAAAAUCUUUUUGAUAUGAAAGGUGCCUUCCUCCAAUCCAUAGAGACUCAGAUGUCCAUUGGUUAUGGUUAUCGACUAAUCACUCCAUUUUGCCCUAGUGCUCUCACCAUUUUCACAGUUCAGUGUGUCUUCGGGACAGUGAUUAUCUGCUUUUGGUGUGGUGUGAUUAUGACUAAAGUUGCCCGGGGCAAAAAAAGAGCCAGAACCAUCCGUUUUAGCAAGAUGGCUGUCAUCUCUUCUAAAAAGGGCAGUCUCUGUUUACAAAUACGAGUGGCCAAUAUGCGCAAAUCUCUGAUGGUUGGGAGUCAGAUCUAUGGCAAACUUCUUAAAACAACUGUCACUCCUGAAGGUGAGACCAUCAUAAUGGACCAGAUCAAGAUAGAUUUCAUUGUAGACGCUGGAAAGGACAACCUUUUCUUUGUCUGUCCUUUGACUCUGUACCACAUCAUUGAUGAAUCAAGCCCAUUUUUUCAAAUGACAGUAGACACCCUUCACCAGCAGGAGUUUGAGUUAGUGGUGUUUCUCGAUGGCACUGACGAGUCCACCAGCUCCUCCUGCCAGGUCAGAACAUCCUACCUUCCUAAAGAGAUCAUGUGGGGCUAUGAGUUCCUCCCCAUGAUCUCACGCAGCAAAGAGGGAAAGUAUGUUAUAGAUUUCUCCAACUUCACCAGAGUGCUUCCUGUAGAUACAGCACCUUGUGCCAGUCAAAUGGCCAAAUCCCCAGAUGACUUUCCUCAUUAUGAUACUCCCACUGAUGGUGACAGGUUUCAAGACAAGGAAGUUAAAGGCCAGUCCUCUGCUACCUAUUUGUGAUGCAUGUGAGUGUUGUUUAAACAUUUGCACUGUUCAUUCCCAAAAUAUUAUGCAUUUAUGUCCUAUUGCACUGCAAUUCAGAGACAUAACUGGGUACUUUCUGGCAGUUCCAAAUGGGCAUGAAUAUUGCAUUUAUAAGACAUUUAAAAUUGUCUUUAUGAAGAAUAAUGUUUGCAGUGUAGCAGGUACCUUUGCCACCUCAUAGAUCCAGGGUCCCUGCUUUACAUCUGAAGGAGUGUGUGAAUGUGUGUGUGUGCCCACAAUGCACUGAUGUCACAUCCAGUGGGUAUUCCUGCCUCACAUCUAGUGUUCCCAGGAUUGGCUCAAGAUAAAAUGAAUGAAUGAAUGAAUGAAUGGAAUAGGCUUAUUUCUGUAAAAUCUGUAACUGUCUGUAAACACAUUGCAUCAAUAUCAUGUAUAUCCACAGUCUAAAAGAUUAAAGCUCGAGCACUGACUUCAAAUAAUAUAAAUGAAGUUAUAAAUUAUAAAUAUUAGAGAAGUUUAUUCAGCAGAUGUACUAAGACUUGUCGGCGCUUAUGAAACUGUUGGUGUUUAUUUUCUCAGAUGAUCAUCACAUGGUUUAUAUAAUGUUUUAUUGUUAGCAAUUGUUAAAGAUGAGCUACUAAAAUAAUCAGUUAGAUGAAAAUCUGUAGACACUGCAUGAGUUUGAGGGUUACAAGGCAUUUAAACUGUAUUUUUUCCAUUUAUUUAAUUUAAUUUAAUGAAAAAAUAUAUUUUAUUUUAUUUUAUUUUGAUAGUUUUAAUAAGUUGUAUGCAUCUAAUAAACUAGUUUUUGCACACUGUCUGUAGUUUAUUUGUAAUAAUACUGAAUAGUUUUUAAUAAUAGUGUAAUAAUAGUGAAUACUGAACAGUGGAUACCUGGAAUAAAUAGUAGAUCUUAAGGCUAUUUUUCUGCU